Notothenia coriiceps (black rockcod) is the source of this 563-nucleotide messenger RNA. RefSeq names its product single-stranded DNA-binding protein 3-like. Gene Ontology annotation, biological process: positive regulation of transcription by RNA polymerase II. Gene Ontology annotation, cellular component: nucleus. NCBI's taxonomy places the organism in Eukaryota, Metazoa, Chordata, Actinopteri, Perciformes, Nototheniidae. The record is from RefSeq and is a predicted model, not a curated record. The transcript is spliced from 7 exons. Bases 72 to 563 code for a protein of 163 amino acids.
UCCACCAGGGUCCUCCAGGAUCUCAGCCUUCCCCACACGCACAGCCUCCCCCACACAACCCCAGUAAUCCCAUGAUGGGACCUCACGGACAGCCAUUCAUGUCUCCACGGUACCCAGGCGGCCCAAGGCCCUCCCUCCGUAUGCCAAAUCAGCCUCCUGGGAGCAUCCCCGGAUCACAGCCUCUCCUACCAAACAGCCUGGACCCCACCAGACCUCAAGGACAUCCAAACAUGGGCGGUCCAAUGAGAAUGAAUCCCCCUCGAGGCAUGGGUGGCAUGGGCCCACAGAACUACGGUGGAGGGAUGAGGCCUCCUCCAAACUCCAUGGGGCCAGGGAUGCCGGGCAUGAACAUGGGUCCAGGUGGAAGAGGUCCCUGGCCGAACCCCAACUCCAACUCAAUAGCUUAUUCAUCUUCAUCUCCAGGCAACUAUGUGGGCCCUCCAGGGGGAGGCGGCCCACCAGGAACUCCCAUCAUGCCUAGCCCCGGAGGUGAGUUAUACACUUCAGUUCCCCGUCUGAUUUCUACUUUUAUCCUGCAUUCACUGAACAGAGGCUCUUUCUAA